Brassica rapa (field mustard) is the source of this 3689-nucleotide messenger RNA. Its product is annotated as G-type lectin S-receptor-like serine/threonine-protein kinase At1g61500. Gene Ontology annotation, biological process: recognition of pollen; protein phosphorylation; innate immune response. NCBI's taxonomy places the organism in Eukaryota, Viridiplantae, Streptophyta, Magnoliopsida, Brassicales, Brassicaceae. Gene Ontology annotation, molecular function: protein serine/threonine kinase activity; ATP binding. The record is from RefSeq and is a predicted model, not a curated record. Gene Ontology annotation, cellular component: plasma membrane.
ACUAUAUAAAAUAAUCCAAAAGUUUCAGUAUAAUAUACCCUCAAAAAUUAAGUAGUUUAUUAAAAACUGAAUCAUGAAUAUUAUACAUAACUAGUUUUAGUAUAAUUAUCAAUAUAAAAUAUCAAUAAAUAUUUUAAAUAGUCAUAUUUAUAUUUUUUAACAAUUAUUCUUAGAAAAAUAUUUAACAAAAACACAUAAUGAUAAAAACAUAUUUUAAUUUGAAAAUUAUAAUAAAUAUAUUGUUACAAAAUAUUCAAACCCGCGAAACCGCGGGCAUCCACCUAGUUUUCAUAUUAUAUAUCAAAAUUUAUUAUUCAUUGUGUUUUACUAAUAGAGACUUGUUUCAUUUAAUUUGGACAUAUAACUUUUAAUUGCAAUUUUAGUUGAUUUUUAGAAAAAGAUAAAGUAUAAAAUUUUAUGUGUAUUAUUGUAUUACGUGGAAGAAGAAAACAAUGAGGUGGAUUGUUAGAAGAUAAAAAUGGGGUGUUGAAUAAGAAAGACCAAUGUACAUACAUGGUCUUAAAUGUUAUGUUUCAAAUGCUGCUCUAUCUACCAGAAGAGAAAAGUAGUCUGGAAGAUCAGAUAAAAUAGAUGAUGCUGAAGAUAUAAAAGAUUGUAUAGGUCAAUUGUUUUCUCUAUUGGUCUUUAGUCGAUUUAUCUUGGUCUUGGAUAUUUAUGUAUUUAUUAGGCUUACGCAAGAGAUGAAGCUACCCAGUUGCAUCUUUUAAACUGGUUCAGAUUGUAGAUGUCUACUUCUCACUGAUUCCUGAUUUGACGAGCUACAAAGGAAACAAUUUUUCCAUUGAAAUCAAAUGUGCUUGGUUGAUUGGGUAAACGGUUGGCGUUCUUCUUUCAAUCCUUCGGGUCAAACUGGUUAACACGAGUACUACAAGUUGUCUUUAUUAUAAAGCAUUGUUUAUGUUUGUUGUGCAUAUAAUGUAAUGCAGAAUCUUGUAAGAUGGGCUCUGUGGUCAACAUUGUCUCGAGGUCAUUUACAAUAAUUCUUAUUAAGUCCUUGAAUAUGUUUUCUUCGCUUACUCUUCCAUUCAUGUUCUUUUCUUACACUAAACUGAAAAGAUAAUUCUUGGAGCCACAAGAACACACACAGAAAUGACGAGGUUUUGUUUCUUUGCUUCUUUGCUUUUAUUGACCAUGCUCUUAAGUUUUUGCUAUGCAACUAUAACGCCAACAAGUCCUUUGUUAAUAAACCAAACUCUAAGAUCCUCUAAUGAGGUUUAUGAGUUGGGGUUCUUCAGUCCUAAUAAUACUAAGAAUCAAUAUGUUGGAAUCUGGUUCAAAGAUACCACUCCCCGGGUGGUUGUGUGGGUGGCCAAUAGAGAAAAGCCUGUUACAGACUCCAUGGCAAAUCUAUCUAUAAGCAGCAACGGAAGUCUUCUUUUAUUUGAUGGAAAACAUGGUAUUGUGUGGUCCAGUGGAGUAACUUUUGCCUCUAACCGGUCUCAUGUGGAGCUUUCAGACAGCGGGAAUCUUAUUGUCGUAGAUAACAUUUCAGAAAGAACUCUAUGGCAAAGCUUUGACCAUCUUGGCGAUACUCUGCUACAGUCCUCUUUCCUGAUGUAUAACCUGGCUACUGGCGAGAAGCGAUUUUUGACUUCGUGGAAAAGUUAUAAUGAUCCAUCUCCUGGCGACUUUGUGGCUCAGAUUACACCGCAAGUUCCAUCACAAGGGUUUAUUAUGAAAGGCUCGAUGCCUUACUGGAGAAGCGGUCCAUGGGCUAAAACAAGGUUCACUGGCCUACCUCUAAUGGAUGAAUCAUUCACAAGUCCAUUCAGCCUACACCAGGAUGUAAAUGGGUCAGGGUACUUUUCAUAUUCUGAAAAGGACUACAAUCUUUCACGUAUAGUUUUAACAUUGGAGGGAUCAUUGGAGGUGUUUCGGCAUAAUGGAACGACCUGGGAAUUUAACUAUCAGACUCCAGCUCAUUCGUGUGAUUCUUACGAUGCAUGUGGACCUUUUGGAUUGUGUGUUAGUUCUGUUCCUCCAAAGUGUAAAUGUUUUAAAGGGUUUGAACCAAAAUACACCGAGGAGUGGAAAAGAGGAAACUGGACCGGUGGUUGUGUGAGGCAAACUGAACUACUUUGUGAAAGAAACUCUACUAGUAAAGAUGCAAAUGUGUUCUAUCCUGUUGCCAACGUAAAGCCUCCAGACUUUUACGAAUUUGCAAAUUCAGUGGAUUUUGAAGAAUGCUACCAAAUUUGCCUCCACAAUUGUUCUUGCUUGGCUUUUUCUUAUAUUAGUGGAAUUGGGUGCUUAGUGUGGAAUCAAGAAUUGAUGGACGCAGUGCAAUUUUCUGUGGGAGGGGAGCUUCUUUCUAUUCGUCUUGCACCUUCUGAACUAAAUGGAAAUAAGAGCAAGAAGACAAUCAUUGCUAGUACAGUGAGCAUUACCGUUUUUGUUAUUUUGGGCUUCGCUGCGUUUGGUUUCUGGAGAUGCAGAGGGGAACAUAAUGCUUAUACAUCAAAGGAUGUAUGGAGGAAUGAUUUGAAACCAAAAGAUGUACCAGGUUUAGAUUUAUUUGAGAUAAAUACUAUACAAACUGCCACUAAUAAUUUCAGUCUAUCAAACAAAAUCGGACAAGGUGGAUUUGGUUCUGUGUACAAGGGAAAGCUGCAAGAUGGAAAAGAAAUUGCUGUAAAACGGCUUUCUAGCAGCUCUGGACAGGGGAAAGAGGAGUUUCUGAAUGAAAUAGUACUCAUCUCAAAACUACAACACAAAAACUUAGUCCGGGUUUUGGGAUACUGCAUCAAAGAAGAAGAGAGGAUAUUGAUUUAUGAGUUCAUGUUGAACAAAAGCCUUGAUACGUUUCUCUUUGAUUCAAGAAAAAAAGUUGAGACUGACUGGCCUAAGAGAUUCAAUAUCAUCCAAGGUAUUGCACGUGGACUUCUUUAUCUCCACCGUGACUCACGCCUCAGAGUCAUUCACCGAGACCUGAAAGUGAGCAAUAUUCUUCUGGAUGAGAAGAUGAACCCAAAAAUAUCAGAUUUUGGACUAGCUCGGAUGUAUCAAGGAACCGAAUAUCUGGACAACACUCGCCGGGUUGUAGGAACUCUAGGAUAUAUGGCUCCUGAGUAUGCAUGGACCGGGGCGUUCUCUGAGAAAUCCGAUAUUUACAGCUUCGGAGUUCUGCUGUUAGAAAUCGUUAGCGGAGAGAAGAUCUCAAGAUUCAGCUACGACGGAAAAAACCUUCUUGCAUAUGCAUGGGAAUUUUGGUCUGAAAACAGAGGUACUGAUCUUCUGGACCAAGAUGUUGCUGGCUCAUGUCCCCCAUGUGAGGUUGGAAGGUGUGUUCAGAUUGGUCUUCUUUGUGUUCAACACCAACCUGCAGACAGGCCCAACACACUUGAGUUGCUGUCUAUGCUCACCACAACAUCAGAUCUCCCACCUCCAAAACAGCCAACAUUUGUAGUGCACACAAGAGAUGACCAAUCCAUGCCUAAUGCUUUGAUCACCGUCAAUGAGAUGACACAAUCUGUGUUCCUUGGGCGCUAAGAAACAAUGUGUGAUGGGAAUUGUGCUGACAACUUUCUCAUUCUUCAUUUCUAAAAUAUUUAUAAGGAGUUUAAAUUAGUGGUUACUAACAUUGUUUCUGUUAAAGCCUAAAUGUUCCGGCUUGAAUGCUUUGAUCUCUAUCAUUUGUUGAAUCGAUCUUGACCGAGAACCUUGAUGCA